Messenger RNA from Triticum turgidum subsp. durum (durum wheat), 252 nucleotides. NCBI's taxonomy places the organism in Eukaryota, Viridiplantae, Streptophyta, Magnoliopsida, Poales, Poaceae. The record is from the annotation of a GenBank genome assembly.
AUGGCAAAGAAGUUCUUGACUAUACCAGCUACUAGUGUUUCAUCAGAGUCAACAUUAUCUAUAGGAGGUAGAGUUCUCGAUGACUACUGUAGUUCUCUACUCCCAAGCAUGGUUGAGGCACCUGCUUGUGCUUCUAGCUUCAUCAAAGGAUCAAAAGAAAACCACAUUAGGCCUACAACCAUAGUGGAAGAUGACAUUGAUGAUGAUGUUGAGUUCAUUCCAUUUCCUGAAUCUAUUGUGGAAAGCAACUAG